GACAUUACAAUGGAAGUUAGGAGCAAAUGUAUAGUCCAAGUAAAAUUAGCUGUUUAUAGGAAAAUUAGGAUGGAAAAGGCAAAAUACGCUGAUUGGGAAAAAGAAUCUAUUUUACAGUUGGAAAAUGUUUUAAAAGGUGUUAAUAUGUCACCAUGA
Molecule: messenger RNA, 156 nt
Organism: Funneliformis mosseae
Lineage: Eukaryota; Fungi; Glomeromycota; Glomeromycetes; Glomerales; Glomeraceae
Source: the annotation of a GenBank genome assembly